UGACUUGAGACAUACCAGAGAAGAGUGAAUCUCCAUAUGCUGCCUGGAUAUCAACAAAUUCUCCCCACCAGGAUUUAUUAUCUAAAAUGGACUAUAUCUGAAAAUUACUUCCUUCACAUUUGGGAUUUACUUGCAUUUGAUUUGGAUUUUAAGGGUUCAAGAGCUGGUCGAGUCGUCAUGGAAGGUCUGGAAGCACUGAGUGGUAUGUCUUGGCUGAACGUUUCUGCUGAGUGGUAGCGAUCCAGCAUGUAGCAGAGGUGAACACGUCCCUUCACGCCUGGGAACAAUCCGACAUAAAAAUGGGGAAUUCAUACGCCGGGCAGCUGAAGUCUGCUCGAUUCGAAGAGGCUCUCCACAACUCCAUUGAGGCGUCGCUGCGCUCCAGCAGCGGAGAUCCACAGCCCAUCUUCACACAGCUGUACCUGGAGCCGGAGCAGUACCCUGGAAACAUGGACGACAUUAAGUCAAAAGCUGACCUCCAUGGAGAGCCUCCAGGCCACGAUCUGCUGAACGGCCAUUCUUCCAACGAUCUGGAGGAGCUGGAGGACGAAGAUGACUCAGACAGCAGCAGCCCUCCUCUUCCCUACCUGCAGGCCCCCGCACCCGACGGCUGCUGCACACUCGACGGUUUCUGUCAGGCAGGCAAGGACCUCCGCCUUGUCUCCAUCGCAACAGAGUCCCUAGAAGUCCCAGCGGGCUUCGAGCUGGUCGGUGCCAAGUCCCCAAGCGUCCCCGAGCACAUCCUGGUGUGUGCUGUGGACCGCCGCUUUCUGCCUGACGAGAAUGGGAAAAAUGCACUUUUAGGUUUUUCAGGAAACUGUGUGGGCUGUGGGGAAAAGGGUUUCAGAUACUUCACUGAGUUUUCCAACCACAUCAACCUGAAGUUAUCCACCCAGCCCAAGAAGCAGAAGCACUUAAAAUACUACCUGGUGAAGAAUUCUCAGGGUGCUCUGUGCAAAGGACCCCUCAUCUGCUGGAAAGACUGUAAAACCCGUCAGUUCUCCAGCAGCGCGUCAACGUCCAAACCCAGCUCGUCCUCGUCUCUCAGCAGCAAAGAAAACGGAGGCGCCAGUGGACACAGCUCCUCUCCCUUCUCCCUCUCGGAUUCUCCACCAACCAGAACGUCACAAGUAUCCUCUGUCUUUUUCGGGAGUCAGGACCUCAGCAGAGACAGCAGUUUCCUCAAACCUCUGUCAUCCACAUCUGGAAACAAGACUCUACCAAUAGUACCCACAGCUCUGAGGGUGAAUGUGCCGACAAAUAGCCUGGGUGUUGACGGGCGUUCUCCCUUACUGAGCCCCUCGCAGGUCUCUUUAGGACCUCAGAGUCAGGGCUAUCGCACCGCCGACCUAGGAGACAGUCCUGUAACCACCGCCAUGACCUCGGGUCCUCCAAAGAAGCGCCACCGGAGCUGGCACCCCAACACGUUGGUGGUACCCGUCCCGCCGACGGCCGUCCCCGUGCCGGCCAUCCGGCCGAUAGUUUGUCCUCCAGGUUCUGUGUUAGGAGUGUCGCCUCCUCAGCCGCCAGUAGCAGGAGUCAUUCAGCCCCAGCCCAUCACCGCUGGAGAGACGGUCAUCGUGCCCGACAACCUGCUCAACUCUUCAGGAGUUCGCCCUGUCAUCCUCAUCGGGCACGGCACUUUACCUUAUUUCUACGGGAAUGUUGGGGACAUCGUGGUGAGCCCCCUGCUGGUCAGCUGCUUUAAGAGCAGCCAGCUGACAGAGAAAACCCUGGAGACGCUGGGCCUCAACAGCAGCCAGCUCCUCUGUGUGGAAACCAUGAUUCUGCUCACUUUACAGUAUCUUGCACGUUUAGGCUCGGAGCAGAUUCCUCUGAGGGAGGAGCUGGAGCAGAUUGUUUUGAAGGCCAUGCUGUGCUGUCCCAGAGGUCCCGCCAUCUCCCCGUCCCAGCUGCCCUGGUUGGCUCGGCUGGAAGCCAGCGUCUCGGGGGGCAGCGUCCAAGUCGUGGUUACCCAUAACUCUUUGGGAGAGGGCAUCUCGGAGUCACUUCGUUCUCUCAGCGAGGGCCCUCACCACCAGAAGUGCCUGCCCACAUACGUAGUCAUUAUAUGUGCCUCCAAAAUGAGCGGCAACGAGUUCUGCGUGCUUGUUUUAGGAAAGUACCAAGCCCGGGCUUUAGCUGAAGGCAUGCUGACAACCAACGAGUUUCUGAAGGAAAUCAGUUACGAACUCAUCACAGGGAAAGUCAGCGUCUUGGCAUCUCACUUCAAAACCACGUCACUAGGGGACAAUCUGGACAAGCAGCUGGUGCGAUAUCAGCGCCGGCGAAAGGGACAGGUCAUCCAGCCCUUUCAAGGCGAUGUCACUGACCACAUCCACUCCCAGGAGGCCGCCAGCAUGUCACCACCCUCAGACAGAGCAGAGCAGUUAUGUAAGGUCUUCCAGAUCUAUCCGACCCAGCUAAGCGUGGCUCGGAGCCUCCUCUCUCAAGUCUGCUCCAUCGCUGACUCAGGAACCCAGAACCUCGACUUGGGCCGUUUUUGCAAAGUGGACUUUCUCGUUCUGGUCCCUCCGUCUCACGUUCUGGUACACCAGACGGCACAGCGCAUCCGACAAUCAGGAGUGCUUGUUGACCUGGGAAUCGAAGACGUCUGCUCAGCACACCAGAAAUCAGACAAGUACGUGGUGCGUCUUGACGGGGACGUUCACGCCAAGAUGGAAGCCUUCAUGAAGAAAGUGAAGCAGAACCCGUACACACUGUUUGUCCUCAUUCAUGACAACUCACACGUCGACCUCACAAGUGCUCUGUCAGGCUCCGUGUGCCAUGGCGAGCUGCAGGGUUUGGCUGACCGGGUGGUGAACUGCCAGGAAGUCCUGGAGGCCAUGAACCUCCUGGUGCUGCAGGUCAGCUGCUUCCCGUACACGCUGCAGACCCACCAGUCCCGCAUCAGCACCCACAACGAGGUUCACUGGCCCUCCAAUGAAAGUCUGCAGGGGGAGCAGUCUCCUAACGAGUUGCUCUACUUCGGGCUGAGGGACUACAGCAGCUCCCUGCAGUGGGGCGUGGCCAGCCCCAUCCUGCACUGUGAUGAUGCCUUUGAGAAGAUGGUCCACACACUGCUGGAAAGACAUCCGCACCUCCACAGCAUGGUGAUCCGCAGCUACCUGCUGAUUCAGCAGUACACCGAGGCCAUGAUGGCUCUGACCUCCUCCCCGUCCCUGAGAGACCACAUCACCCCGGAGACCCUGGCCAUGGUGGAGGACCUGAUCAACGCCCCGAGCAGAGAGGGCUCCCAGGGCCGGGGCCACAUGCUGCUGGUGCGGGUCCCCUCGCUGCAGCUGGCGAUGCUGGCACGGGAACGACUGGAGGACGUGAGGGACAAACUGGGGCUCCAGCUGUGCUUCGCCGUGCUGCUGGGAAGCCCCGCCUCCGAACUCAACCUGCCCAAAAACUUCACCAGCCGCCUCAGGGCGUGGAGAGGCUGUGAGAAUGAAGACUGGGUACCGCACACGUAUGAGGACCUGGAGGGGCUGCCCUGCAUCGUCAUCCUCACAGGAAAGGACCCUCUUGGAGAAACUUUCCCGAGGUCCCUGAAAUACAGCGACUUGCGUCUGAUAGACUCCAGCUACCUGACUCGAACAGCCCUGGAGCAGGAGGUGGGUCUGGCCUGCACCUAUGUGUCCAUGGGCGUGGUGCAGGAGCCCAAGAAGGCCAUGGCCUCUCGGGAGUCAGACGGAGAGAAGACCACCACCAGUUUGAAUGAUGGAGACGAGCUGGAAAGGCCUCAGAGCAACGGCAGCGCUGCAACCAGAACCUCUGGCUCUUUGGCAGAAAACGGCGUGAGUUCGUCAGAUUUCGCCGACUCUUCGCAGAAGCCCUCCACCUCCACCUGCCCGCCAGAAGCCACCUGUGACAUCAGCACAGCAACGCAAGGCUUCAAGCAGGAGUGUGAUUCCCUGGGGAGCCAGCUCUCCUCCAACCCCUCCAAGGCCUCCAAAGCCUCCCCUCCCUCUCUUUACUCCAGCUCCUCCUCUUCCGUCCCUUCCCCGUCUUCCUCCUCCACCCAGAGGCCCAGCCAGUCCACGCAGUGCGGUCGAGACCCGAAGCCCACCCGGGUGUCGCCGCGGACAGUCAUUUUGUCGCGGGCGGCAUACAGCCUCCUGGCCGGGGAGUCGGGGAGUCAGCUGAGCUCCUUCUCCCUGCUGCCUCAUGCAGACGUGGCGUGGAGCAGCCCGCUCAGGCCCCUUAUCACUCCUGACCUGCAGGGGGCGGAGCAGAGCACAUACUACCGCCAGUGGACCAUCGCCAGGCAGCAUCACGCCGAUUAUGAAGCUCCAUCAGUGCCACAUCCACGACGCCUGCUGCUCAGCGGACCUCCACAGGUGGGAAAAACUGGCGCCUAUCUGCAGUUUCUCCGCAUCCUGUUUCGAAUGCUCAUCAGAUUGUUGGAGGUAGACGUGUAUGAUGAGGAAGAAGACGAGGAAGAAGAAACAUCAGAGGUUACGACGCUUGUAAAUACCCUGCUGCCUGACAUUGAGGAGGUGCGAAAGCUGCCCUUUGACCCCUGCCCCCGGGUCUCUAAGUUCAGGAAGGCCAGCCCUGUUUACACUGACAAGAUGCCAACAUGCUUAAAAGAUUUUAAGCAAGAAAGCGAGAGCCAAACACCGGCCAAACGAGAGACCAAGUCCAUACGCCUGAGCAGGUUUGCCGCCCACAACGCCUUUCAUCACUGUGAACAGUGUCACCACUACUGUGAAGCCGGCCCCGCCUCACAGCUGUCGGAGUGCACCUUCCAUGCUUUCACCUUCUGCUCGUCCAUGCUGGGGGAGGAGGUCCAACUCCAGUUUGUCAUUCCCAAAGCCAAGGAGCAGCACUUUGUCUUCAGUCAGCAGGGCAGCCACUUAGAGAGCAUGCGCCUGCCUCUGGUCUCCACCAAGGACCCUAAUCUGUUAAGGAGUCCUAUCUUUACUCCGACGACAGGACGCCAAGAGCAUGGCCUGCUCAACAUUUUCCAUGCCAUGGAGGGUGCCGUUCAUCUGCACAUUCUGGUGGUCAAACAGUUUGAGAUGCCCCACUACAGAAAGUACUGGCCCAACCACAUCCUGCUCGUCCUGCCUGCUAUGUUUAACAGCGCAGGAGUUGGCGCUGCCCGCUUCAUGAUCAAAGAGCUGUCAUAUCAUAACCUGGAGCUGGAGAGGAACCGACUGGAGGAGCAAGGUGUCAAGAGGCAAGAUGUAUGGCCUUUCAUUGUCAUGAUGGACGACUCCUGCGUGCUGUGGAACACCCACCAGCCAGCAGACAGCAGUGAGAAUUCAGAUGGAACCAACGUCUCCCUAAAGACGGUUCUGCAGCAUAUGGAAACCACACCGAAGAUCUCCCUGUACGCAAUGUGCGGUACGCGCAGGUGGAGCAGCAGCUUGGCUCGCAAGUCUCCCAGCACCCCCUUCAGCCGAUGUCACCUACAUGAUUUCGUCAUGCUUAAUGUGGACCUGACGCAGAACGUUCAAUAUGACCUUAAUCGGUAUAGCUGUGAGGAGGUGGACUUUAAUCUGAGGGUGAACACCAGUGGGCUGCUGCUUUGUCGCUUCAACUACUUCAGCCUCAUGAAGAAACACAUUCCAGUUGGGGGAAACAAAGACUUCCUGGUCAAACCUAAACUCAUGGAAAUAGAAAACCUCACCGCCAUCAGCCCGUCGCAGUAUGUUUGUGCCCCAGACAGUGAGCAGACGCUCCUGGACGCCCCGGCCCAGUUCUUGCUUGAAAAGUUUCUGCAAAGCUGCAGCCACAGACUGUUUCCAAAAGCCGUUCAGAACAGAAACAACCCAGUUCUGUCCAUCGACAGCUACCUCAACAUCAGCCCGGAGAUCUCUGUGUGCUACAUCAACUCUCGUCCACACUCCACCAACCUGAACCACCAGGGCCUGCUGUACAGCGGCCUGCUGCUUUACCUCUGUGACUCCUUCGUCGUCUCUGGACUCCUCAAGAAGUUCCGCUUCCUAAAAGGCGCCACCCUCUGCGUGAUCUGCCAGGACCGGAGUUCCCUGCGCCAGACCAUCGUCCGACUGGAGCUGGAGGACGAGUGGCAGUUCCGCCUGCGGGACGAGUUUCAGACCGCCAACUGCAGCGAGGACCGGCCACUCUACUUUCUGACCGGCCGCCAUGUUUGAACCUAAAUCACCCUGUCCGGGUCCACCGCUCUGCAGCAGAAACACAAUCAGAAACGAGGAUGGAUUUGAUUCCAAUGCAGCCAGCGAUCACAAAUGUUGCCAUUCCAAUAGAGGGUCAGAGGAGGAUCUGCUGGAGAUCCAAAGUGCCCUACAAGUGGACACAAAGCCACCUCAUACGACUUUCCUUUCAUCUGCACUGCCACAGAGCACCACGCCUGGCUCUGACCAGGGUCAGUGUAAAACUCUCCACUCGAGCUCGUGUUCUACUGAAAAAGACUUUGCUGUGGGGAGAAAAAGCACAGCUCAAAGUGAACUUGUUGUUUGCAAAAAUGAAUGCUCUCAGAUCAAUGUGAUUAUUUGAAGAUUGUAUGUACAUACAUGUUGACUACAGUAUGUCCCACUCUGGACAUACUGGUUUAUCUCAGGGUUUUUAAAAAGGGAGGUCCAAGGGAGGUCGCUUAACGGGGUGACGCUUUUCUCUGUAUUUUUAUGUUGGCACCAAAGACAUCCUCAGCUGCCCCUUGGCUUAUUCCCUUUCCUCGUCCUGCCUCCUCACCUGCUCUGCCUCCACCAAGCUCAUUGACAAGUCAGCUCACAACCUGAAAAGAAAUAUUAACAAAGAGGUUGGCCUGUAUUGGAUUUCUAUCAUCAAUCUUUAAACUGCAAAACCUUUACUCUUGUGCCUCUGAAAAUAUUUAUGUGGCAUUGAUAAUCCUUCUGACGAAGAGCAGUAUGAGCGCGGUUUCUAAAUGAUUGACACGUUCAUUUAACCAAAGACUUUAUUCACAACAGGAGAAAAGUUGUGUCUAGAAUGUAGGCGGAAUACACAGCUGUGAAGCAGACUUAUCUGACUCGCCACAGGGUUUUACUUUACAACUCAUCUGUUCAUGUUUAAGCCAAUCUGGCCAAUUUAAAUGACAUUUGUCUUGUUUUUAGGUAUUUACUGACUUAAAUACUGGGUAUUUUUUAAGCAUAAUCACAUAGCGUCAGUAAAUGCUAUAUUAUCAGCAAGCUUCUUCACUGCCAAAUAUCCUGCUACUGACUGUGCCUGAGAUUUCUCCUCCUGUUACGAUGUUCUGAGGCUGGUUGGUCAACGAUGGUGUUGGAGACCAUCCACAUAAUUCAACUCUGCCAUCUUCUGUCCCCCAAACCAAGUCAAAGAAAGAGUUACACACUGUCAAAAGUAGCCGACCAGAUCAUUUCAUAUACUUGAAAGUAGAAUGUUUUUAUAUGUGUCUGCACAGGGUUGUCCAAAGAAUAUGCCUUAAGUGUCGUUUCACACGGUCACUGCUCAAGUCACUAAUUUUUUCGGACCAAUGAGAAUGAAGAAACCAUUUAACUGUGAGGCGAAGACACGUUGUUUGUCUGAGUGAAGCAAAAUGAAAUAAUUGGAUUUCCGACUACUGUACUGUUUAAAGCGUUGUUUACAUUAUUAAUAUAUUAUAUCAUCCCCUGAACCACUGAGGGUUACUGAUGUUUUUUUUAAGUCUUGUGUAACUUUUGCCAGUAUAUUUUGGUCAUGAUGUCUUUGUGCUUUUUUUUUUAAUUUGUUGCAAAGGCAAGAAGAAUCUACCUAGAUGUGUCCUUAACCAUAUGUCUGUAUCCCUCCCUGUUCUUGUGUUGGAUUUUUAUUGAAAAUGAAAAUCAGGUCCACGAGGGAUUCUUAUUUAUUUGACAAGCAUUUUGGACUGAUAAUCAUAUUGAAGUGUAAUAUUUGAUUGCAUGCUGAGCUCCCUCAAACCGAGAGGGAGCGUGUCCUCUUCAAAACCAUCCAUGAAGGCUUUGCACAAGACCCAAAUGAAUGAUUCUUAGAUCUACUGAAUGUCAAAGGGGGUAGGAAAUGUGAACUUGCACUAUACAAGUUGCCAGCAGAAAAAAAAGAAUAUUUCCCACUAUUAAAUGAACCCCAAAAUUAAUCCAAAUAUAAGACUGGUGAUCCUAACUUAAACUCCAAUGGUCCAUAGAAUGUGUCUUUCUUUUUAAUAAUUUAACACUUAAUAAUAUGCAACUUGCUCUCACAAUCUUCACUGAAAUGUGUUUGAGAACGUGUGCGGCCCAGUGGUAGCCUUGUGUCUGGGUGAUCUACCUCAUGUUUACCAUUGUGGUUGCGGGCUGUAAACAUAUGACAUUAGAGCCAUGCUAUUGUUGUUGAAAAAAAUAUGAAUGUAAUUAAAAAAAAAUAAAGUUUCCCUGAUGCAUAUCCAUAAAAUCAACUUUGACAGCAAUGAUUAACUGGAAAUUUCAUUCGAUAUCCCAAUGGAGAAUAUUUUCUUUACUGCGAUUAUUUGUAUUUUUCAAAGUAGUUUCAUUACAUUGUGUGACAUUAACUACUAUAGACUGUGAUUUCUAUUUUAACAGUAACAGUUUAUUCCCAUAUUAAAUACACUGCAAAAGAAAAAAAAUCUGUUUCAUUUACGAUAAAAUACUGGCAGCUAUGGUUGCCAGAACUUCACCGUAAAAAAAAGUGAUUGGGUUUUCUACUGUACUUCUACUAUAUGAAUGUAAAUAUCAGCAAAAACUGUAAUUUAGACUGAGUAGUCCCUUUUUUUUUUAGGGUAAUUGUGUCCUUGUGAUAUUAUGGUAUUUCUCCCUUAACUUUACAUGAAAAAACUGUUCUCUACAGUUUAAAAGUUUUGUACUAUUCCUUGAUUUACAGUAAUUAAAAGCGUCUACCGCAGUGAUAUUCAAUUUUUAAUUUUACACCCUAUUUCUGAUACAAUUUCACAGUGUUUUACUGUAGUUUCUUCAAACAUUUUCUACAGUGUAGAUUUUACUGGCAUUUUUUGUUUUUUAUCAUAAAUUUGUUAACUAUUUAUAUUCUAUUCACAAUAGUUGUUUAUUUGGCAAUUUUUUAUUUAAAUUAGAUAUGGUCGUGGUGCUGCAGAGAUGUUAUGGCACAAAAAAUAUUUUCUAUCAUUAAAAAAUAAUAAUAAUAAUAAUAAUAAA
Molecule: messenger RNA, 9077 nt
Organism: Centropristis striata (black sea bass)
Lineage: Eukaryota; Metazoa; Chordata; Actinopteri; Perciformes; Serranidae
Gene: greb1l
Product: GREB1 like retinoic acid receptor coactivator
Exons: 34
Coding region: 300-6131 (1943 amino acids)
Biological process (GO): kidney development; multicellular organism development
Source: RefSeq, a predicted model, not a curated record